Molecule: messenger RNA, 3217 nt
Organism: Onychomys torridus (southern grasshopper mouse)
Lineage: Eukaryota; Metazoa; Chordata; Mammalia; Rodentia; Cricetidae
Gene: Ftsj3
Product: FtsJ RNA 2'-O-methyltransferase 3
Exons: 21
Coding region: 335-2827 (830 amino acids)
Biological process (GO): maturation of LSU-rRNA from tricistronic rRNA transcript (SSU-rRNA, 5.8S rRNA, LSU-rRNA); maturation of 5.8S rRNA from tricistronic rRNA transcript (SSU-rRNA, 5.8S rRNA, LSU-rRNA); rRNA methylation
Cellular component (GO): nucleus; nucleolus; preribosome, large subunit precursor
Molecular function (GO): rRNA (uridine-2'-O-ribose)-methyltransferase activity; rRNA (guanine) methyltransferase activity
Source: RefSeq, a predicted model, not a curated record
CUAACAGCGGCGCUAACGGAAGAGGCGCUUCUGGAGGUCAGCAGCUUUGGGAGGGAGUGAGGAGACAUAGACCUGGGUGUUGCUUCCUGGAGUCUAGGUUAGUAGUUAUUGUCCGCGACCUUCUUAGGCUCCACUUUUAGCUAGUAAGAUCCGCGGACAGAAAAAUCUUGGCCACACUCAAAAUGGCGGAAAACUUAACGCCAGGAACGCAGGAAACGCGAGCGGAAGCGGAAGUGCGAUAGCUGCCUACAUGUGCUGUUUCCUAAGUGUUGAAAACCCUGUGGAGUUAAGGGCUGUCUCAGGGUCCGAGUGAGUGAUAUUACCCCAUCCCACCAUGGGGAAGAAAGGCAAAGUAGGCAAGAGCCGGCGGGACAAGUUCUAUCACUUGGCCAAGGAGACAGGUUAUCGUUCGCGCUCUGCCUUCAAGCUGAUCCAGCUCAAUCGCCGCUUUCAGUUCCUGCAGAAAGCCCGGGCCUUGCUGGACCUGUGUGCUGCGCCCGGAGGAUGGCUGCAGGUGGCUGCCAAGUUUAUGCCUGUAUCCAGUCUUAUUGUGGGAGUGGACCUGGUUCCAAUCAAGCCUCUUCCCAAUGUUGUGACUCUUCAGGAAGAUAUCACAACAGAGCGCUGUAGGCAGGCCCUGAGGAAGGAGCUGAAGACUUGGAAAGUUGAUGUUGUACUCAAUGAUGGAGCUCCCAAUGUUGGGGCUAGUUGGGUCCAUGAUGCUUACUCACAAGCUAACUUGACACUGAUGGCACUGCGUCUGGCUUGUGAUUUUUUGGCCCGUGGUGGUUGCUUCAUCACCAAAGUCUUCCGUUCCCGUGACUAUCAGCCCCUGCUGUGGAUCUUCCAGCAGCUGUUCCACCGUGUCCAGGCCACGAAGCCCCAGGCCUCUCGCCACGAAUCUGCAGAAAUCUUUGUAGUCUGCCAAGGAUUCCUGGCUCCUGACAAGGUUGACAGUAAAUUCUUCGACCCUAAGUUUGCCUUUAAAGAGGUUGAAGUUCAGGCUAAAACUGUUACUGAGCUAGUGACAAAGAAGAAGCCAAAGGCUGAAGGUUAUGCCGAGGGUGAUCUCACUCUCUAUCACCGAACCUCAGUCACUGACUUCUUUCGAGCUGCCAAUCCUGUUGACUUCCUCUCCAAGGCCAGCGAAAUCUCAAUAGACGAUGAAGAGUUGGCACAGCAUCCAGCUACAACUGAGGAUAUAAGAGCAUGCUGUCAGGACAUCAAAGUGCUGGGGCGCAAGGAACUUAGGUCUCUUCUGAAUUGGAGAACAAGACUUCGGCGAUAUGUGGCCAAGAAGCUGAAAGAGCAAGCAAAGGCACUGGACAUCAGCCUCAGCUCAGAAGAAGAAGGUGAUGAGGAUGAGUCAAUUGCUGAGACAAAGCAGGCUUCAGAGGAGGAGGAGGAGGAGCAGCUUAACCGGACCCUGGCAGAGAUGAAAGCUCAAGAGGUGGCUGAACUAAAGAGGAAGAAAAAGAAAUUGCUCCGUGAACAGAGGAAGCAGCGGGAGCGUGUAGAGCUGAAGAUGGAUUUGCCUGGGGUUUCCAUUGCAGACGAGGGGGAGACAGGCAUGUUCUCCCUGCAUACCAUCAGGGGUCAGCAGUUGCUAGAGGAAGUAACACAAGGAGACAUGAAUGCUGCAGACACAUUUCUGUCUGAUCUGCCAAGGGACGACAUCUAUGUGUCAGAUGCUGAGGAUGAUGAUGAUGAUGAUACUUCUCUGGAGAGUGACCUGGAUCCAGAAGAGCUGGCAGGAGUCGGGACACAUUCUAGUCUGAAGGACCGGAAGUGCUUGCGGUUUGCUCAAGUAGAUGACAAUAAAGAGGAAGAAGGAGAGAAUCCAUUGCUGGUACCACUGGAAGAAAAGGCGGUGCUGCAGGAAGAGCAAGCUAACCUGUGGUUCUCCAAGGACGGCUUCAGUGGAAUUGAGGAUGAUGCUAAUGAGGCCCUGGAGAUCAGUCAGGCACAGCUGCUCCAUAAGAGCCGUAGGAAGGAGCCACCUCCACCACCUUCUAGUCUGAAGACUGAGAAGAAACCUCCCCAGUGCCAGAAUGAGGUUCUUAAGGAGACAGAGGCUGUUUCGGGGACAGAAGCUGUCACUGACCCUGGAGGGGAGGACGAAGUCAACAGCUCAGAUAGUGACAGCAGCAGUAGCGAGGAUGAAGGAAGCUGGAAAGCAUCCCGUGGUAUUAAGCGAAGCCGUGGUUCUAAGGCAGAUGAUGAUGGGUUUGAGGUAGUACCUAUUGAGGACCCAGCGAAACACCGAAUUCUGGACCCUGAAGGCCUUGCUCUAGGUGCUGUUAUUGCCUCUUCCAAAAAGGCAAAGAGAGACCUUAUAGAUAACUCAUUCAACCGGUAUGCAUUUAAUGAAGAUGAGGGUGAACUUCCAGAGUGGUUUGUGCAGGAAGAGAAGCAGCACCGGAUACGCCAGCUGCCUGUUGACAAGAAGGAUGUGGAGCAUUACCGAAAACGCUGGCGGGAAAUCAAUGCACGGCCCAUCAAGAAAAUAGCUGAGGCUAAGGCCAGAAAGAAACGGAGGAUGCUGAAGAAGCUGGAGCAGACCAAGAAGAAGGCAGAAGCUGUGGUGAACACUGUGGAUAUCUCAGAACGAGAAAAGGCGGCACAGCUGCGAAGUCUCUACAAGAAGGCUGGACUUGGCAAGGAGAAACGCCAGGUCACCUAUGUUGUAGCUAAAAAAGGUGUAGGCCGUAAGGUCAGGCGGCCAGCUGGAGUCAGAGGUCAUUUCAAGGUAGUGGACUCUAGGAUGAAGAAGGACCAGAGAGCACAGCAACGGAAGGAACAGAAGAAAAAACACAAGCGGAAGUGAGCAGACGCAUCUGGAGAGACAAAGACUAGGAAGAUGUGGUAUAGUUCACUCUGGUGGUUUUGGCACCUGCUGUUGCCCAUAUGAUUAGGGGAGCGCUAUUGUGUGCCUACAAUUCUACAAUAGAAGUCCUUGGAGAAGUGCUCUUGGAGAAUGGUCAUACAAGAAAGCACCAAGGGACUAUUUUUGAUUAUGACACACUGACACCAACCCCCGCCCCCCAAUCUUUCACAAAGGACUUGGGAUGGAAACAUCUUUUUUAAGCCUUAAGGGGAAACUGAGUGUGAUGGCACUGUUGUAGCCUAUUAAGCAUGUGGUUCUCCUGAGUCCUCUCCCACCCUUUCCCAUUAUUUGAAUAAAAUGAAGAUAACAGAACAAAUAACUUUUCUGAUA